GAAGAAGAAGAAGGAGAAGAAGAAGAAGGAGAAGGUACCCCGCUGGUUACUCUAAAGAACUUUUUACCAGAUGAUCCAGUGACAGCAGAAGUGUGUCUGAAUGCGUGUUCACGUCUGACGAGAAGAUGAGAUGUUGCGGGGGAGAAGAGGUUUAGUCGAGAAAUACGGAGAAAGACUAGAGGCUUCGGGCUCUGUUUAUGUCUGCGAGAGAGGAAAGCAGAGUCCUUAUGAUACCCUCAGCUGAUUUAAUCACUCUGUCCAGAGCCUUCCUGUCAGCCACAGUGCAGCCUAUGAACCACACCAGGAUGUCAUGGGUACUGAUGCUCUCUGCAGAACAUUUAUAGAAGGACAGCAGCAGUUUCUGGGACAGGUUAACUCUCCUCAGUGACCUUAACGAGCCAGGAUCCAGACUUGUGCCCAACCAGCUGCUGAUCCUGUUGGAUCCUGUCUGAGGAGCAGCAGUGAUGGCGGGUUGUGGUCGUCGUCGCAGGAUGAUGAAUUUCAAUGUUGAUGCAGUUAGCAUCAACAGAGGAGACAGUUUACCUCCAUCCAUGCAACAACCUACACCUCUGUUCCCUGUGAUGGAACACAAGCCUCUCCCCCUGGCAGGUGGGGAGGAGGUGGAGUAUCUGUUGGCUCUUAAACAGGAGUUCAGAGGAGCCAUGAGGAGUCUGCCCUUCUUCAUCCAACCAGCUGCUCCGCACAGAGAUGUGGAGAGGUACUCGGACAAAUACCACAGCAGUGAGCAGCCCGACAGCCUGAUGCGCUGGACUCCAGAAUGGAAGAGAUUACCCCAAGAGCUCAGAGUCCACAUCAGGAAACCUCCCCAAGAUGGCAUCUCGGUGGCACUCGGUCACUCUAACAGAGUUCAGUCUGGUCAGAAGAAGAAAAAGGUCAAAGAGAAAGAGGAGGUGCUGCUCAAACUGGAGAGCCUAGAGAAGAAGGAGGAGCAGGAGAGCUCGGAGGAGGAGGAGCAGGGGGAGGAGAAGAAGAAACAGGAGGAAGAGGAGGCUGAGGGAGAGGAGGAGUACAACGAGGAAGAGUUUGAGGAGGAGACAGACUACGUCAUGUCGUACUUUGAUAAUGGAGAGGACUUUGGAGGCGACAGUGAUGACAACAUGGACGAGGCUAUUUACUGAAACAGCAGCACACACACUGACGACAAGUCACAUUUUAUGAUUCAAUGUUUGGACACUUUUUACAGCGGGUUUUAUCGCAUGCACAGGAACCAUCCUGCAGCUCUUUUAGAUUUUAUCAUGAGACAGACUCAACCAGAGACUCUGGGACUGGACUCAGGAUUUAUCCAGUGGCACUGGUGAAUCUGUGGACAUGUCCACAUGUUCGUUUUAUGUUGGGGAGAGCAGCCCCUGAGCUGUGUGUGUUUGGUUAAAUAAACACAGAGUUACAGUGGCGAUGGUGGAGUCCAGAUGGUGUGUGUGCCCAGUUCACACACCUUUAUCUGCACUGCGUUCAGGAGAAGUAACAUGUUCAGCGCAGACAUUAAGCUGAUAGACGAGUUUGGAAAAUGUAACAGUAAAUAUACUGAAAAUGGAACAAAACAAAACAAUCAUUUUAUAUGCAGGGUUUUCUGAAGUAAAUUUGAUGUUUGCAGAUA
Messenger RNA from Monopterus albus (swamp eel), 1615 nucleotides. It is a transcript of the gene polr3glb, whose product is annotated as RNA polymerase III subunit GL b. Lineage: Eukaryota; Metazoa; Chordata; Actinopteri; Synbranchiformes; Synbranchidae. The transcript has 9 exons. Bases 465 to 1139 code for a protein of 224 amino acids. The record is from RefSeq and is a predicted model, not a curated record. Gene Ontology annotation, cellular component: RNA polymerase III complex. Gene Ontology annotation, biological process: transcription by RNA polymerase III.